UUCUCCUCCAGUGAAAAGUGUUGCUGUGCAAAAUCUAGCGACAAGCAUAGCAGGAGACCUGUCAGCCCAAAUAACGAGUCAGUGUCUCGGAGACACAGGACCUUCGCUGUCGUCGUCAGGCUACAGUCUGCUAAAAUGACAGAGCUAAGGCACCGUGGAGCCAAAGACACCGACCCAGCGUUACAGCAGCAGCCGUCAGAGGACAAGGGUUCAGACAGCGAGCUGAAGGUGGAAAAAGAUGGGGCAUCAGAUGGCGAGUCCAAGGUUGACUCAGGGGUCCCAGAGGUGCCCGUCCCUCCUGAUGACACCCCGGAGGUUUUAAACAAGGCCCUGUCUGGACUCUCCUCAAGAUGGAAGAACUGGUGGGUACGAGGCAUCCUCACACUAGCCAUGAUCUCCUUCUUCUUCUUCAUCAUCUACCUGGGCCCCAUGGUGCUUAUGAUGAUUGUCCUCUGUGUUCAGAUCAAGUGCUUCCAAGAAAUCAUCACCAUCGGCUAUAGUGUUUACCACUCCUACCACCUGCCCUGGUUCAGGACGUUGAGCUGGUACUUCCUGCUGUGUGUGAACUACUUCUUCUAUGGUGAGACUGUGACAGACUACUUCUUCACACUGGUGCAAAGGGAGGAGCCGCUUCGCAUCCUCAGCAAAUACCACCGCUUCAUCUCCUUUGCCCUCUACCUCACAGGUUUCUGCAUGUUUGUGCUGAGUCUGGUGAAGAAGCACUACCGCCUUCAGUUCUACAUGUUUGGUUGGACCCAUGUGACUCUCUUGAUUGUGGUGACUCAGUCUCACCUUAUCAUUCACAACCUGUUUGAGGGAAUGAUCUGGUUCAUUGUGCCAAUUUCCUGUGUGAUCUGUAAUGACAUCAUGGCCUACAUGUUUGGUUUCUUCUUCGGCCGCACCCCUCUCAUCAAGCUGUCACCGAAGAAGACAUGGGAGGGAUUCAUCGGAGGAUUGUUCUCCACCAUUGUGUUUGGCAUCAUGCUCUCCUACGUGAUGGCCGGCUACCGCUACUUUGUGUGCCCGGUGGAAUUCAACAACGACUCCAACAGUUUCCAGGUGGACUGUGAGCCAUCGGAUCUUUUCCAGCUGCAGGACUACGCCCUGCCCAGCAUCCUGGAGUCUGUCACUGGAUGUACCACAGUGCGUCUCUAUCCGUUCCAGAUCCACAGCAUUGCUCUCUCCUCCUUCGCCUCCAUCGUGGGACCUUUCGGUGGCUUCUUUGCCAGUGGCUUCAAAAGAGCCUUCAAGAUCAAGGAUUUUGCCAACACUAUCCCGGGUCAUGGUGGCAUCAUGGACAGAUUCGACUGCCAGUACCUCAUGGCCACAUUUGUUAAUGUCUACAUUGCCAGCUUCAUCAGGGGUCCCAACCCCAGCAAGGUGAUCCAGCAGCUCUUGGCCCUGCGUGUCGAUCAGCAGCUCCACAUCUUCAACUCACUGAAGGCUCACCUGACAGAGAAGGGCCUGCUGCCAGCGCUGGAGGAGGCGGCUGCCUAGAGCCACCUGCACACACACCAACUCGCCCUGAGAGGGAGACCAGAGAGGAGGGCAGCACCUGAGGGCCACUGUGCAGCCCUGGAGCUCUGGGAGACUGUGUAGGCCAAAACACAUCAGAGAAAAAAAAACAACAAAAAACUCCAGCCUUGGGUCAUUCCAUUUCCAUUUGGGUACGAGAGUCGAGUGUCUUUGUGUCCACACAGUCUGUGAAUCAUGUUUCUGAACACCAGUGUUUUCAGGUUGAGUUAGUGAAUUACUGUACUGUUCCACAUUUCCAAUCUUGCCAACGUGUAUCCACUCACACUGUUGAACAAAAAGUCGGUCAGCUGUACAUUUCUACUUGUAUACAGAUUAUUCCUAUAUAUACCUAUUAAUGUGUGUUAAUAUUUUAUUGUACAUUUCUGUUCAGUUUUAAUGCACUGCUCUCAACCCUGUUACUCACUGUAUCGUUACCCAAGCUGCACCCUUUCCCCCAAAUUUAAGUUUUAAUUUUCUUUGUGGUGAUCGUUUCUAUUUAUACAUAGAUGGUUUUUAUAUUUGGUAUGUUCUAUUAUAUCUUAAUGUUGUGUCUGUUUUAUUCAGACAGAAUUCAUUUUUGCCAUCAGCCACGUGUGUGUGUGUGCGCGUGUGUGUGUGUCCUGUGUUUUUGCCGCCAUUCAUCAUUUCAAAGGCUCUCUCGCUCAGCCAAAUCACUGACAUCAUGUAUUAUCGAGCAGUAAUAGCGGUUACCCUGAAGUGUUCGACAGGAUCAGUGCAUCCAGUCUGACAGUCCCACACUCUUGUUGGUUUAGUGCUGUGAGGAGCAGUUAGCGAUGCUCUGUGCAAAAUAGUGUCUUAGUACGAGUCAAAAGAUAUCUCUGAAGGCCAGUGCAACAGACACCAGCACUCAUUUCAGUGUAAUAGUCACAAUCUCCCCUUCCCGUGGUUGCUAUUUCAUGGCCAAAGAAGAAAGAGGUGAAACAAGUCAUUUUUUAUUGUUUGGUUUAAUUGACCUGUUACUUUUUACAACUUAAGAGCUGUUUAAGGUUUUUACACAUGUUCUUUAAGGUGGAGGGAAUGUUGCAUUACGGCUUCUGUUUGUAACAUUAGUGGAAUUGGUCCGCACAAGUAGGACACGUUAAUGGUUUCUACAUUGCCAAUAUCUGCUUGUGUGUGUUGCAACCUCGCCAUGUUCACAGCUUCAGAACAGAAAGCCAGAAUAUGAGACUAUCGCUGGUUGACUGGACCUCUGUGUGUGACAGCAGUUGUGAUUUUCUGCAUCUCAUGUUCAGGUUGUUUGCCAGUACAGUCAGCUGCCGUGUACGCAGUGAUGUUUAUACCACUGGCAAAUGUUUGUUCAAUUUGGUGGUAAAAUAUAAAAGCUGAGGAUUCUCCA
Messenger RNA from Plectropomus leopardus (leopard coralgrouper), 2872 nucleotides. RefSeq names its product CDP-diacylglycerol synthase (phosphatidate cytidylyltransferase) 2 (gene cds2). Gene Ontology annotation, cellular component: endoplasmic reticulum membrane. NCBI's taxonomy places the organism in Eukaryota, Metazoa, Chordata, Actinopteri, Perciformes, Serranidae. The record is from RefSeq and is a predicted model, not a curated record. Gene Ontology annotation, molecular function: phosphatidate cytidylyltransferase activity.